AUGUCUGACUCCCAUCAAUCACGCCUUCGUCACCUAAUAUUUGAAUGUUCCAAGGCAGAGGGUGGUAUUAAAAUGACUCCAGUGAGUCUCGAAGUGACCGGUUCUCCGGUGUUUAUGAAACGUCGGAUUAUCCCACUUGGAUUUCGUGAGCCCGUAAAAGAGGCGUUAGAUGAAUUGGUAAGCAAGGGAGUUCUAACACCCGUAAAUUCUUUGGCUUUGGCCACGCCAAUUGUUACUCCACUAAACCGUGACGGGAAGACUCCUAGGAUAUGUGGGAUUAUCGAUUUACUGUGA
Molecule: messenger RNA, 294 nt
Organism: Echinostoma caproni
Lineage: Eukaryota; Metazoa; Platyhelminthes; Trematoda; Plagiorchiida; Echinostomatidae
Source: the annotation of a GenBank genome assembly